Molecule: messenger RNA, 2218 nt
Organism: Bufo bufo (common toad)
Lineage: Eukaryota; Metazoa; Chordata; Amphibia; Anura; Bufonidae
Gene: NMNAT2
Product: nicotinamide nucleotide adenylyltransferase 2
Exons: 11
Coding region: 5-928 (307 amino acids)
Biological process (GO): NAD+ biosynthetic process
Cellular component (GO): Golgi apparatus
Molecular function (GO): nicotinate-nucleotide adenylyltransferase activity; nicotinamide-nucleotide adenylyltransferase activity
Source: RefSeq, a predicted model, not a curated record
CAGCAUGGCUGAAACCACUAAGACCCACGCUAUCCUGCUGUCCUGCGGCAGCUUCAACCCUAUCACGAAAGGACAUAUUCAGAUGUUCGAGAGAGCUCGGGACUACCUGCACAAAACUGGAAGGUUCAUUGUGAUUGGAGGGAUCAUCUCACCUGUCCAUGAUUCUUAUGGGAAACAGGGUCUGGUCUCAAGUCGGCAUCGUCUGACCAUGUGCCAGUUGGCUGUGCAGAAUUCUGACUGGAUUCGGGUAGACCCAUGGGAAUGCUACCAGGAUACUUGGCAGACAACAUGCAGUGUUUUGGAGCAUCACCGAGACCUCAUGAAGAGGGUAACUGGCUGCAUACUGUCUAAUGUGAACACGCCAUCCGUCACACCGAUCAUUAAUCAGACCCUGAACCAGCCGACACAACCCAUCUACCAAAACAACAAUCUCACCAACAAGCCCACCGCAGUGAAGUUUCUGGGAAAAGUUGGAGAAGGACUGAGUCGUAUGUGCUGUGUGCGUCCCAAUCUGCAGCGUGUUACAUUUGUGGAUGAAAAUGCAAACUUGGGCACAGUCAUGAGAUAUGAAGAAAUAGAGCUGCGGAUCUUGCUCCUGUGUGGUAGUGACCUGCUUGAGUCAUUUUGUAUCCCUGGCCUCUGGAAUGAGUCAGAAAUGGAGGUGAUCGUUGGAGAUUUUGGCAUCGUGGUGGUGCCACGUGACGGUACAGACACUGAGCAAAUCAUGAAUCACUCAUCAGUUCUCCGUAAAUACAAGAACAACAUCCUGGUGGUUAAAGAUGACAGCAACCAUCCGAUGUCCCAUGUGAGCUCCACCAAGAGCAGGUUGGCCUUGCAGCAUGGAGAUGGACACGUGGUGGAUUACUUGAUGCAGCCUGUCAUUGACUAUGUACUGAAAAGUCAGCUUUAUAUCAACACAUCGGGGUGACCGUGAAUGUUCCUGAUCUAGGUGUGGCCUCGGGCUCACCUUCGUCAUCACAGUACUAUGUGUUAUUACUCACUACUUACCACAGUCUCCUCACGGAUCAUGAUUCCUCUUUUACCCCACUCAUUACUGUCCUCCUCACCUCUAUGCCUUACUCAUUCACUUAUCUUAUGACUCCAAAGCCCAAGGUUGAGGUAACGCUCGCUGUUCUUCUGAGGGGAGCGCUUGGGGCAGUGUUUUUUCUGGUGUCUUUAAGCAUUAGAACCAUUCGUUGUAUAUUACGGGGAGGGCGGCGUAUAAUAUAACCCAUUCAGUGCCAUGCCCAUCACUGAGCGGGCGUAUAUUUAUUCCCCUGUUGAUGGUGGGAGUUUUAGUAUGACUCAUUUCUUACUUUCUCCAAAUAAGUUGUUUUUCUCUUUUAGUGGUAGGAACUGGGAAUAAGUCCAAUAUCCCUGUCCUCCUUCUGUCCAGAGGACCGUGGAUACGACGACAAGAGGGGGUUGUUGCUGCAUUCCCUCCAUAAGCAUUCUGCAUGCAACUAGUAUGUUCUUCUCGUGCUUAUAUGUCCAUGGUGUUAUCAUAAAUUUUAUGAACCCCCCCCAAUCUAGAAGGACAGGGGCAUGCAGCUCAAUAAGAAGUACAGAAAUUAAUAGGGAACUGGUGGGGAACCUUGGGUGAAGGCCCUGAUUGGGAUGCUAUAAAGGGCAAUGCUUUUUUGACGCAGAAGGUGCUGAAGGUAUUUUGGUGGAAGAACGUCUAUAUGUAGCCUCAGUAUUCGCUCCAGCCAUGUCAAAAUGGUGUCGUAGACCCUAGGUGUAGCCCCCUCUUUCCGAAUAUAUGUCUUUCAGCGAUUGCUUUAACAAAUCAGGGCUCAAGGUUAGUGGAAGGUAAUGUAGCAGUUUUCGGGAUGGUGCUGUCCGGUGCAGUUUUGAACCAUAUGCCAAUAAACCUUUCCAUCCAGCUUGUACAGGCCUCUUACAGACAGCAGGGCUCACGCAUGAGUUACUACCGUGUGAAUCUGAAGUGCUAACAUUUACAUGGAUCUAUCUUAAAUAGGAAUAUAAAGCGUUAGAGUCGUUAUUACUUAGCAGUAAAGACUGUAGAGUCGCAUAAAAUACAAAAAGUAAUAAAUACUAAAAAAGCAUUACAUUUCAAAGGGCUAUUGUUGAGCAUGAGUACUGUAGACUGUAGAUACUGAAAAGAAAUGACCACUGAAAUCAGAAAUGUUUGACCCAUAACAUAAAACUUGACGAUAAAGGGGUUUUGCCACCAUUAAAUGUUAUUUUAAUAUAA